AUGCUGUACUCCAUCUCUCCGAUCACUGUGGUUCUCAACCUGCUAAUCAUCAUCUCUAUCUCCCACUUCAGGCAGCUCCACACACCCACCAACUUCCUCCUCCUCUCUCUGGCUGUCUCAGACCUUCUAGUGGGCCUUGUGGUGAUGCCUGGAGAAAUCUUCAGAGAAACAUCCUGCUGGUUUCUUGGUGACCUUGUGUGCGCUACCUAUUUUCUUCUUUCAAGCAUCAUUACCGUAUGCUCAAUAGGUGACAUAGUUCUCAUAUCAGUUGACCGUUAUGUGGCUAUUUGUGACCCUCUGCACUACACCACUAAAAUCACUGCGAGAAGAGUUAAAUUCUGUGUUUUUACUGUCAUCGUUGCUCUGUAUCUGAGAGUAUUUGCUGCGGCUGUGUCUCAGGCUCGUGCCAUGCGCUCUCACAUUACAGCUGUCACACUCCAGCAUUCAGUGACUCCAAAGGCAAAGAAAUCAGAGCUGAAAGCAGCCAGGAAUCUUGGUGUUCUUGUAGUUGUUUUUCUAAUGUGUUUAUGCCCGUUUUACUUCGUAUCAUGGGUAGAUUACAGAGUGGUUGUACCUUCAAUUUCAACCUCUUUACUCAUUCUGGUCUAUUUUAACUCUUGUCUAAACCCUGUGAUCUAUGCCUUCUUGUACCCCUGGUUUAGAAAAGCAGUUAAACUCAUUGUAACUCUU
Molecule: messenger RNA, 690 nt
Organism: Perca fluviatilis (European perch)
Lineage: Eukaryota; Metazoa; Chordata; Actinopteri; Perciformes; Percidae
Product: trace amine-associated receptor 1-like
Exons: 3
Biological process (GO): G protein-coupled receptor signaling pathway
Cellular component (GO): membrane
Molecular function (GO): trace-amine receptor activity
Source: RefSeq, a predicted model, not a curated record